Messenger RNA from Paraphaeosphaeria sporulosa, 1277 nucleotides. RefSeq lists its product as uncharacterized. NCBI's taxonomy places the organism in Eukaryota, Fungi, Ascomycota, Dothideomycetes, Pleosporales, Didymosphaeriaceae. The record is from RefSeq and is a predicted model, not a curated record. Bases 491 to 1027 code for a protein of 178 amino acids. The transcript has 2 exons.
ACCAUCCUACCGAGCAGGCCCCGGUAAACAAACACCCCCAAAAGAGGCAUAGUUGGAGUGCAACGGACCUGGGCAAACGCACCUGGUUUGUGGACACAACUUUGAGCCCUGCUUUGUGGAGCAUCCGGCAGCAUCGCCCCGCUUACCACACAUUGUCCGUGGAACGACUCUCUAGCAAGCCGUACCACAACGAAGUGUGCCUUCGGAGAACUCACAUAGCCACAGUCAGGAUCCUAGCACGACUCGCUGAAAUGAACACGGGGCCACACUAUACCUUUUCCAGCGACCACCCCGGCGCUGAUAGGCCGCAUUCUUCAAAAUGUUUGUCGCACCGCAUCCCAAACAUUCAGAUCUGUCAUUUACGGCGUGCCGUCUGCUGCCUGAAGCCCGUCCAGCAUACUUUAAGACGCCGCAUUCUGAACGCGCCGCCCUACGCAUCGCAUCCUGAGCGCAACCAUUGAACAACUUUGCGGACCGAGUCACCUGAGCAAUGGGUCCCCAGCCACAAACCUCGACGUUCCCGCAGGACCUCCCGCCCCGCGAAACAUCGUGGAAGGACCGCAAUUGUCCCGGAAUGCGCAGCUGCUGGUCGUUCAGCCUGUCGUCCUUCAGUCUCGCGACGUCCGACAAAGCGGUGCUGGCGCGCCGCAUCUGCAUGAUUGCCAUCUUGGGACUGCGCACGGCCACAAGCAUCUGGGACGUUGUUAAUUCGAUCAUUCACUUCAACCUUGGCUGGCUCAUCAUUGGGAUUAUCCUGGGCGUGCUCGGGUUUUUCUUCAUUGCAUGGUGUUUGGCGAGGAUUGGGGAGGCGACGGGGUACAGAAGGGUUUUGGGGGCGCGAGUGGGUCGGUGGCACUUCGAUGUCUUCCUCCUCGGCAUGGCAAUUAUCCACAUCGGUAUAUUCGCCGGCGCCUUCUUCUGGAAAAGCAGCGGCGGUGUGGGCGGCAUGUGGCUGGCAAUGUGGCUACUCAUCUUCGGUGCCGCCUGGGUCACGACGUGGGAGCCUGAACCGGCGAGCAGUGUCUGAGGUUGAGUAUUGCUUCAACGAUGACAGGCUUUCCCGAGAGAUUGUAUCUGGGGGUUAUCCAAAGGUUUGGUAUCUUUCCAUGAACGCUUUAGCAGGGCGCUAGAAACAUAUGCUUGGAAGCUUCCGAAUCAAAGGUGACAUGAAAAGAGGAGACCAUCGUCGCCAUUCUGGGAAUGAUAUAAUGUACACUAGAUUCAAGCAUAGAAAAUUACCCAGAUAGGUGUUUGACAAUACACAUAUCAGCAAGGCC